UGUCUAUCUAUUGACUGUCUAACUAGACACUGUAUAUCUACUAGACGGAUAGGGUUCAGAAUCACUUAGGGGUUCUGAGUGGAACGGAGUCCUGGCUUGGAUCUGUUGUUAGUGCGGAACUUGGAUUUAAAAACGGAAGUUGGGUUUUGUGUUGCAUGUAAAUAGCUCCAAAUGACAUGACUUCAGCUGUUUUUAUCGAUUUUUUAUUGUCGGUUUCUCCCCCCCCCCCCCCCCACUGUUUAUAAGUUUUAAAACGGAACCAAAACACUUGAGGGUAAUCCUCACUCACCGUUAUCUCCCCCAAAUGGCCCUGACUGUCAAUCAAUUUGUCAAUAAAUCAUCACUGUGACCGCCAUCACAAGACCAAUGAGACACAUGCGCAGUGCAACUUAGAUGCAUGUACAAACUGCCGAGAAUUGCUCAACUAAGAAAAAAAUCGGGUUUGCAUAUAUGUCUGAAUCCUGUCCUCUACUGUAUGUCCCACAGCAAGCAUAGUGAUACUCAGCCAGGGCCGGCAACAGACAUCUUGGGGCCUGGUACAGUGAUAUCUCUGGGCCCCACUCAGAGCAACUUAAUUUGCUGCGCUAUAUAAUAAACUGUUAUUAACUAAAUAGAUAUAUUUUUAUUUAUAUACAGUAUACAGAUAUAUUUAUUUUAUUUAUUACCAGUUAUUUAUAUAGUGCACACAUAUUCCGCAGCGCUGUACAGAUAUAUAAAUAUGUAUCUCUCUCCUUCCUCCCCCACACACACCACUGUCUGUCUCUCCCCAAUAACUCCAUGAUGAUUUCCCUGCUCACAUCCCUGCCGAACACUAAGUGGCAUAUACUUUGGGCCCCUCUGAUCCUUGGGACCCGGUACAGGUGUCCGCUUUAACCCCCGUCACCAGUCCUGCACUCAGCCAUAAAGCAGAAAAAACAUAGAUAAAACACCUGGCGCCUAUUAAAAAACAAUCAGAUAAUAUCUUUAAGAAAAACAGCAAGUUUAGUCCCUAUUUUAAGGUAAUUAGUGGUUAAUCAUUUGUUUUUAUAGACAACAGUUCCAAUGACUAAACAUUAGGUGCACAGUAAAAAUUUAUUUUUAAAACGGCUACACAUUUGUAAUGAAUCUUGUUUAAGCUUGAAUACGGCAACAUGAUCUCAAAGUUACAAAAAGCUGGAUUUUGUACUUUCAUAAAUUAAAUAAGGAGUUAUAGGCCCUACACACUGGCCGAUAUUCCUCAAAGAUAUGAACGAUCAUUUUGAUGAAUACAUUUAGUGGAAGUAACCUCCUACGCCGAUCGCUGACAAGGUUAACGGCUGCACUAAACACUCUUUCGGAGUACACACUGGAGGGGGGUCAACUUAGGUAAAAUACAUUUUUCAGGCCACCGACAGCAUCUCCUGCACAACCCUGUCAAUUUUUAAAAAAUUCUGCACCACCAAAUUAAUUGUAUGUGCAAAACAUGGGACAUGCUGGAAUUUGCCCAGAUGUAAUGCACGCACAAUAUUGGUGGCGUUGUCAGAUAUCACAAAUCCCCAGGAGAGUACAAUUGGGGUAAGCCAUUCUGCAAUGAUGUUCCUCAGUUUCCGUAAGAGUUUGUCAGCUGUGUGCCUCUUACGGAAAGCGGUGAUACAUAGCGUAGCCUGCCUAGGAACGAGUUGGCGUUUGUGAGAUGCUGCUACUGGUGUUGCUGCUGUUGUUGCUACAUCUACCCAGUUGGCUGUUACAGUCAUAUAGUACUUAGUCUGCCCUGUUCCACUUGUCCACAUGUCCGUGGUUAGGUGGACACUGGAUACAACCACAUUUUGUAGGACACUGGUGACUCUUUUUCUGACAUCUGUGUACAUUCUCGGUAUCGCCUGCAUAGAGAAGUGGAACCUAUAUGGGAUUUGAUAGCGGGUACACAGUACCUCAAACAAUUCUCUAAGUCCCACUGAACUAAUGGCGGAUACCGGACGCACGUCUAACACCAACAUAGCUGUCAAAGCCUCAGAAAUCCACUUUGCAAAAGGAUGACUGCUGUCAUAUUUCAUCUUCCUCACAAAGGACUGUUGGACAGUCAAUUGCUUACUGGAAGUAGUACAAGUGGUCUUCCAACUUCCCCUCUGGGAUAAUGAUCAACUCCCAGCAGCAACAACAGCAGCGGCAGAAACAGCAGGCGUACCACUCAAGGAUCCUAUGGAGGAAUCCCGGUUAGGAGAGGACUCCUCAGUCUUGACAGUGACAUGGCCUGCAGGACUACUGACGUUCCUGACUGAGGAGGAAGUUGACGUUGAGGGAGUUGGUGGUGUGGCUUGCAGGAGCUUGGGUACAGGAGGAAGAAGGGAUUUAGGUGUCAGUGGACUGCUUAUGCUCUUACCCAAAGUUUCACAACUUGACACUGACUUAUGAUGAAUGCGCAGCAGGUGACAUAUAAGGGAGGAUGUUCCUAGGUGAUUAACAUCCUUACCCCUACUUAUUACAGAUAAACAGAGGCAACAGAUGGCUUGACCCCUAUUGUCCGGAUUUGUGGAGAAACAACUCCACACUGAAGAGGUGGCUUUUUUGGUAGUUUGCCCAGGCAUCACAAUGGGCUUCUUCAUCCCAUGGACAUCAGGUGUCUCCCCCGGUGCCUGACUUAAACAAACCACAUCACCAUCAGAAUCCUCAUCGUCAACUUCCUCCUCAGCGCCAGCAACACCUAUAUCCUCAUCCUGGUGUACUUCAACCAGUGGUUAAAGUGGGCCGGAACGGGGCGGAACUGCGUUCCGUCACCUCUAAUUGCAGGCGGAACCAGUUCCGCCUCCGCCCGGCCACAGCAUCAUGUCCCUGUUCCAUUGUAAAGGUGGCAGCGGCCGCCAGCCAAUCAUGGCUCGCGGACCGGCUGCAGCACCAAUCAGAAGAAGGGAAGGUUUCUUUAAAAUCUGCCGUGAGCCAAUCACGGCUAGCAGACCGCCAGCCAAUGAGAAGCUGCCAAGUGGCAGCUUCUCAUUAGCUGGCGGUCCAGGAGCCGUGAAUGGCGCACAGUCGGCGCCAGAUUCAAAGUGCCCUCUCCCCCCCCCCCUCCGCCGCUGCUGCAGCCUCCGGAGUGUGAGCCGCGGACUGUAAUGCCCGAUCCCCCCCGCAGCCGGAGUUUACUGUGAGGCUGCGCGGCGGGAAGUAAUGUCCGUGCCCACUCCACAUCUCCCUGCCAGCGCAGCAACUUAAAGUCCACCCCACCCAGGCCCGGCGCUACCCGCUCAGUGCAGGUAGGCGCCAGGAAGGAGAGGCGCUCUAGAUGUCCUGUAUCCCUGCUGAUGCGCCGCCUGUCCCCCCUGCUGGUAGUGUCUCCUGCCUAGGCGACCUAGCAUUGUUCUACAGCACUCCAAUGUUGCUGCUCCCCGGCACUACUUCCACCUUAUCCUACUGACCGCCAAACUUAUGGGGCUGCCCGACCCACCGGCACUUGUCCGGGAUCCGCAGCCAUGUGAUCUCAGAUGCGUGGCUGCUCCAGGAGAUCCUCAGACGUGUGGCUGCUUCCCUCACUGGUGCCUAGCAACUGCUCGGUAAGCGCACCCACGUGGCCCUGCCUGCCCCAGUUGCCAGGACCUGACGCCUGACAGGAAAACCAGACAGGCCCUUGAUCACAGUCCUAUCCCGGGGACGCACAUGGCCGCCCACAGCAUGGAGAAAAGGCCCUGAAACCCCCGCAACCCGAGCAAAGGCCCCAGAAAACGUGUAACGGCCAAGGGAAUACAAGACAGCCUGCUCCGACGAGCACCUGCGACGGAUGACAGCCCCAGCCUGACCAGAGAUACCUGCAGUCUGAUCAUUGGAGGACACCCCACCACCUGACAGGAGCAUCGGACACCGUCAUGAAGGAGAAGCAGCCAGCAGCUGGUCUGCCAUGUCCGUGUUACAUUUUUGUGAGUGCGGUCCUUGGUUAUGAUGUCACAUUAACACCACACUGUCAGUCUGAGGAGCCAAGGGUGCUGCUCCAACCACCCAAAUGAUAAACAUCAGUCUUCAUCAUGUGGCUCGCUGUGCUGGUGGUGUUGGUCCUCAUCCUCCUGUACAGAUGGUACAGACAGAGUCAGAUACUGGAGAAUCUCUCAGAUAAAUAUGUCUUCAUCACCGGAUGUGACACUGGAUUUGGGAACCUGUUGGCGAAGAAGCUGGACAGACGUGGAAUGAGGGUUCUGGCUGCCUGUCUGACGGAUACAGGAGCUGAGAACCUGAAGAAGGAGACCUCCAGCAGACUGCAAACAGUAAUACUGGAUGUUACUGACAAUCAGAGUGUGAGCUCUGCUGUUGAGUGGGUUAAGCACAACAUCAGAAAUGAAGAGUUAUGGGGACUAGUGAAUAACGCUGGUAUUGGAAUACCCACAGCCCCCAAUGGCUGGCUGAUCAAAGAGGAUUUUGUCAAGGUGCUGAAUGUGAAUUUACUUGGGCUGAUUGAUGUGACGCUCAGCUUGCUACCCUUUAUUAUUAGAGCAAAAGGACGUAUUAUUAACAUAUCCAGCGUGAUGGGAAGAUUAGCAUUCGUAGGAGGAGGAUACAGCAUUUCCCGACAUGGGGUAGAAGCAUUCUCAGACUCCCUAAGACGGGAACUUAAACCAUUUGGUGUGAAAGUCUGCAUCAUUGAGCCCAGCUCCUAUAAAACUCCAGCCACUGAUCUAGAGACCACGUUACGCAGCCUCCAUGAUGUCUGGAGCCAAGUGCCACAGUGGACAAAAGAUACUUAUGGUCAAAUGUAUUUCCAUGACUACUGCAGAUUCAUCCAAUAUAAACUGUCUAGGUGCAACCCUCAUGUAAGCCAGGUUACAGACUGCAUGGAGCAUGCCCUGACCGCUGUAUACCCGUGGACACGCUAUUCUGCAGGCUGGAUCACCAAACUCUUCUACCUCCCUGUAUCAUAUCUCCCUACUUUUAUGUCGGAUUACCUGCUGGCUCAUCCAUUAGCAAAGCCACCUUGUUUUCACCCUUUGGACAACAGCCAAUGACUCUGGGUUUUAUUAAUGCAACAUUCAAAUAAUGAAAUCCUGUUUUGUUGUGAUUAUUGGGCCUAAUUCAGGGGGUCAUUCCGAGUUGAUCGCACGUAGCAACUAUUUGCUGCUUGUGCGAUCAACUAGACGCCGCCUAUGAGGGAGUGUAUUUUAUCAUAGCAAGGCUGUGAUCGCUUGUGCAGCCCUGCUAUGCUAAAAAAGUUUUGUGUAAAACAAGACUAGCCCUAGACAUACUUACCUGGUGCGAUGAUUUCAGCGAAGCAGGUCCCGGAAUUGACGUCAGACAUCCGCCCUCCAAAUGACUGGACACACCAGCGUUCGCCGAACCACUCCCGGAAAACGGUCAGUUGACACCCCUGAAUGCUUUUCUCCUGUCAAUCUUCUUGCGGUCACCGCAGCGACUGCUUUCUUCGUACGCAGAAUCGCUGCCCAGCGAUGGCCGCCGUACAUGCGCAGUUCCGACCCGAUUGCAAAGCUGGCUGGGAGAACCUCUUCGCUGCCCGGGGCGCAGCGGCUGCAUGUGACAUCACGCAGCUGCUGCAGCCCGCCCCCCCAACGGUUCUGCCACGCCUGCAUUAGCCGAACCGCGCCUCCUAAAUGGCGGCUUAACACCGCUGUCCACCCCCCUCCCGCCCAGCGGCCGCCUCUGCUUGUCAAUCAGGCAGAGGCGAUUGCUAGGCAACGACGGCCUUCGGCCAUCUGGCAUGCGCCGGUGCAAAUGCAGCGAGCUAUCGGGUCGGAAUGACCCCCAAUGUGCAGUGCAGGUGGGGCAGAUAUAACGUGCAGAGAGAGUUAGAUUUGGGUGGGUUAUUUUGUUUCUGUGCAGGGUAAAUACUGGCUGCUUUAUUUUUACACUGCAAUUUAGAUUUCAGUUUGAACACACCCCACUCAAAUCUAACUCUCUCUGCACAUGUCAUACCUGCCUCCCCUGCAGUGCACAUGGGGGGUCAUUCCGAGUUGUUCGCUCGCUAGCAGAUUUUAUCAGCAUUGCACACGCUAGGCCGCCGCCCUCUGGGAGUGUAUUUUAGCUUAGCAGAAUAGCGAACGAAAGAUUAGCAGAAUUGCGAAUAGAAAAUUCUUAGCAGUUUCUGAGUAGCUCCAGACCUACUCACAGAUUGCGAUCAGUUCAGGCCGUUUCGUUCCUGGUUUGAUGUCACAAGCAUGCCCUGCGUUCGGCCAGCCACUCCCCCAUUUCUCCAGACACUCCCGUGUUUUAUCCUGGCACGCCUGCAUUUUUCCGCACACUCCCAGAAAACGGCCAGUUUCCGCCAAGAAACACCCACUUCCUGUCAAUCAACGAUGAAAAUUCUUAGUUCGGACGUGAGUAAAUCUACUAAGUUUUGUGCUAAAAUACUUGCGUACCAUGCGCAUGCGCAUUUUUGCCUUAAUCGCUCCGUUGCGAAAAUCGUCAACGAGCGAUCAACUCGGAAUGACCCCCACGGUUUUACCCAUCUGCUAACAAAAUUUGCUAAUACGAUCAGGUCUGAAUUAGGCCCUUUGUGUAUUUAUUAUGCUUUUAGUUUUUACUGAAAAGCUUGUGUGUAUCAUUGCUGAAGAAAACCUCAGCUAGCACUUCCUGGAGAAGUAGCAUAAGAAGAUCCCUUGUAGUUGUAACACAGCCUCGCAUCCCCACAGUGCAAUUAGAGUAAACAAAGGCUGUAUAGGCAUGAAAUUAAUAAUUAUAUAAGGGGUCUUUGGUUUGUGAUGGGAUAAUGAGCUUUUGCUAGUUAGAUUAGCCCCCCCUUGGGGGGUUUGGUUUGUGUUGCAUUAGCCUAUCGGGGUUUAUGGGGGAAGUAACAGUAGGGGGGUAUAUAGAUAGGGAGGCAGCAGCAGCGCUUCCUUUUUGGGUACCCCGCCCACACUCCCCUUUUUUGUUUUGUUGAUACUCUCUGAUUUGGCUACUAUUUGGCUUUCAAUUUCAAUUUAGCCUUCGGCAGGAAGACGCUUUUGACCAGCAGCCACAUGGGGCAUGAAUGGUCUUUGAGGGGCAACUACCCUUUCCAAGGACGGCUAGUGAGUUCUGCCCGGACGGGGGGACGAUGGGCAUUUUCAUAGGGAAUGGUCACGCUAUGCCAUAGUAAAGGGUAGUGUUUGCCUUAUCAGGACAGGUUAUGCUUUUGGCCGGAUGAGGCGUUUAAGUCGCCUCAUAUCAGAAAGUUGGGGCGUUUAAGUUGCCGCCAUUAUUAUAUAACAUCAAUUGGCUAGAGCUGGUCAUCAAGCGCUUUCCUUGCCAUCCCUUACCAGAAGGGUCAUUCCACUUAAUAAAUACAUUAAUGACCUUUUAAAACUUA
Pseudophryne corroboree (corroboree frog) is the source of this 7234-nucleotide messenger RNA. Its product is annotated as retinol dehydrogenase 7-like. The coding region runs from base 3969 to 4940 and encodes 323 amino acids. Gene Ontology annotation, molecular function: all-trans-retinol dehydrogenase (NAD+) activity. The transcript has 6 exons. Lineage: Eukaryota; Metazoa; Chordata; Amphibia; Anura; Myobatrachidae. Gene Ontology annotation, cellular component: intracellular membrane-bounded organelle. Gene Ontology annotation, biological process: retinol metabolic process; steroid metabolic process. The record is from RefSeq and is a predicted model, not a curated record.